AUGGUUUCGUCGCAGCGAUUGAUUUGGAUCUGCAAUGAGUCCACACAUGCCUUCACUGAUCCCCCGCUGAAGGAGAAGACAGAAACUGGAGGUCUCGAAGACGUUAUCAAUAAGUUAUUACAAAUUAACCACAAAUUCAUUUCAUUUGCAGACCUGACAGUUAUGACCAUUUUAUACAUACCGUCGCUUCCCGUCUUAAUAGGAGUGAGUGAUGGCAUUCACGCUGUUAUCGGAAACUACCCUAACGUCACGGAUAGUGACUGCGGAAUGAGUCGGGAAUCUAGGCUUUUGAACGACAAGUGUUUCACUUAUCACAAAACCUCAGGACUCAGUCGUAUAGCCAAUGGUAGGGAUACCAAAGCGGGGGAGACAUCAUAUGCCGUUCUUAUAGAAAUCGAAGUACGUUCAACUAGUAAUAACUGCAACGCGUCCAAGUACACGUGUCCGUUCACAAUCAAUAUACUAAUCGGUGUUAUAGACUGGACCGCACCGAAUCUGCACUACUACGGCGCCGCGCGGGUAUACCCGCACCCGGACUACAAAUUUAAUUUGAAUUCAAUAAAGCCUGAUAUCGGACUCAUCCGCGUAAACACUUCCAUACCGUUUACCGAUCGACUGGCCAUUACUAACGUAUGUUUGCCGGCCAGGGGUUUGGUCAACACGGGCUCGGAGUACGCGCUGAUCACCGGAUGGGGUCACACCGGUAAACUUCCAGUGUCCAUGAUUCGCCAAAUGGGUUGGGUUCGCAUUGUGGUCACCGAUCCAAACCGAUAUCCCACUAAUGACACGCGAUUUAUAUUUGGUCACAUUACGCCACUCACCUCAGGUACGGCCGCCUGCGAAGUGAGUACAUGUUACGUAACUUAA
Messenger RNA from Medioppia subpectinata, 867 nucleotides. Lineage: Eukaryota; Metazoa; Arthropoda; Arachnida; Sarcoptiformes; Oppiidae. The record is from the annotation of a GenBank genome assembly.